Jaculus jaculus (lesser Egyptian jerboa) is the source of this 936-nucleotide messenger RNA. It is a transcript of the gene Spdya, whose product is annotated as speedy/RINGO cell cycle regulator family member A. The coding region runs from base 1 to 936 and encodes 311 amino acids. Lineage: Eukaryota; Metazoa; Chordata; Mammalia; Rodentia; Dipodidae. The record is from RefSeq and is a predicted model, not a curated record. Gene Ontology annotation, cellular component: nucleoplasm. Gene Ontology annotation, molecular function: protein kinase binding. The transcript is spliced from 6 exons. Gene Ontology annotation, biological process: positive regulation of cell population proliferation; G1/S transition of mitotic cell cycle; positive regulation of cyclin-dependent protein serine/threonine kinase activity.
AUGCGACACAAUCAACUGUGUUGUGAGACACCACCUACUGUCACUGUUCAUGUAAAGUCAGGUUCUAAUAGAGCCCAUCAGCCUAGAAAACCCAUUAACCUGAAGCGUCCCGUUUAUAAUGAUAGCUGGCAAGCAUCUGAAAGAAAUGCACAAAACAACAAAUCAAAACGUCCAAAAGGUCCUUGUCUAGUUAUACAGCGUCAGGAAAUGACUGCUUUCUUUAAAUUAUUUGAUGAUGAUCUAAUUCAAGAUUUCCUGUGGAUGGACUGCUGCUGUAAAAUUGCAGACAAGUAUCUGUUGGCUAUGACGUUUGUUUAUUUCAAGAGAGCUAAAUUUACUAUAAAUGAACAUACCAGGAUAAAUUUCUUUAUUGCUCUGUAUCUGGCUAAUACAGUUGAAGAAGAUGAAGAAGAAGCCAAGUAUGAGAUUUUUCCAUGGGCUUUGGGGAAAAACUGGAGAAAAUUGUUCCCUAAUUUCUUAAAGUUAAGGGAUCAACUCUGGGAUAGAAUUGACUAUAGGGCUAUUGUAAGCAGGCGAUGCUGUGAAGAGGUGAUGGCCAUCGCACCAACCCAUUAUAUUUGGCAAAGAGAACGCUCUGUGCACCACAGUGGAGCUGUGAGAAACUACAACAGAGAUGAAGUUCAUCUGCCUCGGGGUCCCAGUGCCACACCAAUGGAUUGCUCUCUCUGUGGUAACAAGGGAAGAUACGUGAGACUGGGGUUAUCUUCAUCAUCGUCUUCAUCCAAUGAUACAGUACAGCUGAUGGAAAAGCACUCUCAGGAAUCACACAGUUCAUUACCAAUGGACAUAAUAGGUGAUUCUUCUCAAGCUAAUAGCACUCAAGUAGCCAAAGACCAUCAAUCAAAUAAAGGAAAGAAACGUAAUUUCAUGAAGACAGACAGAUCUAUGGAGUGGUUUACAGGAAGUGAAGAGUAA